AUGCACAAUAUACGUGCUAUAAUGACUGACAAAACGAUAAAAACAUUAAAACAUGGAUUAGAAGGUCAAGUUGAAAAAUCUGAAAGUUAUAAAAGCAAAGAUCAAGAAGAGAUACAGAUGCAACCAGUAUAUGAGUGGGAAGUGCAUAAUGUAAAUGUAACGGAAAAAUUUCAUCAAUAUCAGCAAGAGGUCCUUAAAACACUUAAGACAACUGGAUUGACAUGGAAUAAUACAUAUGAAGUCUAUGAUAAUUCAAACAACCCAUAUACAAUCAAUGAGCCAGUAGUACCAGUUCCAGUAUCUAAUGCUUUACAUGAGGCUGUAAUAAAGCAUUCUUCAGGCCAGGACAGUUACAUGCAUCCAGAUGAAACUCCAUUAAGCAGAACAUCUUCACAACCCUUCAAUGGGUUACGAGCGACUAUACCUGAUCUUGCACCACAAAGAACGUCAGAGCAAGAACAUUGCAUUCAAUUUCUACCUGAUUUUUCUUGCGUUGUGGAUGAUGGUGUCCCUUUAUUGGUCUCUGAAAUUAAACCAUUUGGGUGUGGUCCUCUAAAAAGGAAAAAAGAUAUUGUAAGAGUUCAUUUGCGAGCAAGAAAAGCAAUUAAUCAGCAAUUGUCUUUGAAAAGUGAUAAUAAUAUGUUUGCACCAGGUCAAUUUAUAUGUUUUGUAAUCUUACCACCUUUACCAAGUUCUGCUUAUAAUAAUAAUCAUUAUGGUGUUGGUGAACAAAUAGAAUUUUGA
Messenger RNA from Entrophospora sp. SA101, 744 nucleotides. Lineage: Eukaryota; Fungi; Glomeromycota; Glomeromycetes; Entrophosporales; Entrophosporaceae. The record is from the annotation of a GenBank genome assembly.